UCCUGGGUUUCCCUGGACGAGCAACGAAAUAAGUCUCUAUUUCUCAUCAGGGUUAAAUAUUUAUCCGCGGAGAGCUCCGAGGGGUGAACCGAGCAUUAUCUUCCCGGGUUUCGGUGGUAUUUUGUGGGAAGCGGAAGCGGAGGGACGACGUUUGAAGACGUGAUGCGGACGGUUUGGUAGAGACGGAGCGGGCCGGUCGGACGGCGCUCUGCCCGGCUGGGCCGCAGCUAGCCAGCGCUGCCUGCUAACUGGCUAACGACCUCACCUCCUCGGCGAAGCACGACACAUGUGGGAAUAAAUACAUCGGAUUUCUGACUGUUGACUGCGGGACGUGGACGCUCAGGAAGCAACAAGUCAUGGCUGUUUCGAGACUCGAUCGUCUGUUUAUCCUGCUGGACACGGGGACGACGCCGGUGACCCGGAAGGCAGCGGCCCAGCAGCUCGGAGAAGUGGUCAAACUUCACCCACAUGAACUCAACACCCUCCUGUCAAAGGUCUUGACCUACCUGAGGAGUCCCAGCUGGGACACUCGGAUCGCAGCGGGCCAAGCUGUGGAGGCCAUCGUGAAGAAUAUUCCCAAGUGGAACCCGUCUCCAAGGCCUAAAGACGAAUCUGGUGCAGGUUCGUCUCCGGAGGACUCGUCUUGUGACCGGUUGAGUUUUUACCACUUCGACGUCUCCCGCCUGCUUAAACACGGCGCGUCGCUGCUCGGAUCUGCUGGAGCCGAGUUCGAGCUGCAGGAUGAUCAAACCGGUGAGACGGACCCAAAGGAACGUCUGGCCCGUCAGAGGAAGCUCCUCCAGAAGAAGCUGGGCCUGGACAUGGGUGCUGCCAUUGGGAUGGACACAGAGGAGCUGUUCAACGACGAAGACUUGGAUUAUUCCUGUCAACCGAGCGGGCUUCGAGCUCAGGAGAUUAGACCUACAGCUGGCUGCAGCUCCAGAAACCAUGUGACGAUCCAAGCUGCCGAGCUGAUCGACUCCGAGUUUCGGUCGGGCAUGAGCAGCCGCCAGAAGAACAAGGCCAAGAGGAUGGCUAAACUCGUGGCCAAGCAGAAGUCCAGAGACGUGGAUCCUAACGAAAAGAGCAACGACAGUUUUGAAGGCGAGCCUGAGGAGAAACGAAGAAAAACGACCGUCGUCAUCGACCAGCCAGCCACCGAACAUAAAGUCUUGAUCGACACUGUUCCAGAUAACUCCAGUCUUCUGGAGGAGACCCACGAGUGGCCUCUGGAGAGCUUCUGUGAAGAGCUUUGCAACGAUCUCUUCAACCCUUCAUGGGAGAUUCGUCACGGUGCGGGCACAGGUCUUAGAGAGAUUCUCAAGUCUCAAGGUGCGGCAGGUGGGAAAGUGGUUGGAAGUACUGCAGAGCAGAUGCUGCGACAGCAUCAGGGCUGGAUCGAGGAUCUGGUCAUCCGUCUCCUCUGUGUGUUUGCCUUGGAUCGUUUUGGAGACUUUGUAUCCGAUGAGGUGGUGGCGCCCGUCAGGGAGACGUGUGCUCAGGCUCUCGGCGUGGCCCUUCGUCACAUGAAUGAAAACGGUGUCUCGAUGACGGUGGACGUCCUGCUGAAGCUGCUGAAAGAGGACCAGUGGGAGGUCCGGCAUGGAGGCCUGCUGGGGAUCAAGUAUGCCUUGGCCGUCCGUCAGGACCUGAUUUGUUUGUUGCUGCCCCGGGUUCUGCCUGCCAUCACGGACGGCCUGCAGGACCUGGACGAUGACGUCAGGGCCGUGGCGGCUGCAGCACUCAUCCCAGUGGUGGACGGUUUGGUGCAGCUUUUACCGCAGGAGGUGCCCUUCAUCGUCAACACAUUAUGGGAUGCUCUUCUGGACCUGGACGACCUCACGGCCUCCACCAACAGCAUAAUGACUCUGCUGUCCCUGCUGCUGACCUACCCACAGGUCCGACAGUGCAGUUUGCAGCAGUCGCUCACAGUCCUGGUUCCUCGCGUUUGGCCGUUCUUAAGACACACCAUCUCAUCGGUUAGAAAGGCAGCGCUGGAAACGUUGCACACUCUGCUGUCCAAGGCCGACCAGAGUUGUGCGGUUUGGAUCAACCCCAUAUUACAAGACAUGCUGCGACACAUUUUCCAGUCCUGCAUUCUGGAAAGCAACGAGGAAAUCCUGGAACUGAUUCAAAAGGUGUGGAUGGAGCUGCUGUCUCAGGCCCCCCAGCAGUUCGUGGUGGCCGCCAGCUGCCCGUGGGUGGCGGCCUGGCUCUGCCUCAUGAUGCAGGCCUCACACAUUCCUAUAGACCUGAAAAUGCUGCUGGAGGUCAAGGCCCGCUGCAACUCCAAGGAUAAGGGCGGGACGAAGGCGCGUCAGGGGACCAAUCAGGUGAAGGAGACGGUUCAGGAGUACAUAGCCGGUGCUGAGACGGUGACAGAAGAUCCUGUGACGAGGGACUACGUGGUGGUUCGUGCUCGACUCAUGGCUGCAAAGCUGCUGGGGGCUCUGUGCAGGUGCAUCUGUGACCCUCAGCUCAACGCUGCGUCUCAGGAGAUCAGACCGGCCGAGUCUUUAGGUCAGCUGCUGCUCUUCCACCUCAACUCCAAGUCCGCCCUGCAGCGGAUAGCGGUGGCGCUGGUGCUUUGUGAGUGGGCCGCGCUGCAGAAGGAUUGCCAGAUGGUGUCGUCCACGGUGCAGCCUCGGCUCCUGGCCAUCCUGACAGAGCAGCUGUACUACGAUGAGAUCGCCAUCCCCUUCACGCGCAUGCAGAACGAGUGCAAGCAGCUCAUGGCGUUACUGGCUGAUGCACACGUGGAGCUGCAGGACCGCCUCAACUGUAGCGUCUUCACCAUCGACCAAGCCAACGAACUGGUAACCACCGUGUUUACAGAGACGACGUCUGGUCUGAACGUCACGUCCAAACGGUGGCUAGCUUUGGAGAGUAAACGGCAGCAGGCUCAGGCUACGGUGACGGAGACGAACACGGAGUGGCAGCAGCUGCAUCAGCGCGUCCACCUGUUCGCAGCGUGUGCCGUCAUCAACCUGCAGAUGCUUCCAGACAAACUCAACCCCGUGGUCCGGCCCCUGAUGGAGGCCGUCAAACGGGAGGAGAACGCUCUGAUCCAGAGCUACGCCGCUUCGUUCAUCUCCAAGCUGCUGCAGCAGUGUGCCGGCCGCUCGCCGUGCCCCAACCCAAAGAUCAUCAAAAACCUCAGUGCCUCGUGCUGCGUGGACCCCGCAGUCACGCCCUCAUCGGGUUGUCCCGUGCCCCCGUUGCAGGAAAACCUCAAAGGUAGUGGCUUGGAAAAAGAUGGCGUGCAUCACAUUGUGAACAAAACCCAAGGGAUCAUCACCCUGUACCGGCACCAGAGGGCUGCGUUUGCCAUCACCAGUAAGAGGGGUCCGGCCCCAAAAAACCCCAAAACUCCCACAACAGAGCUUCCUCCGGGCAGCACCAUAAGCACCGACAACGAUGAGAGUAAAAAGCCAUUACUGAUCCAGAGGAGAGGGGCGGAGUUCACUCUGACGACCAUUGCCAGGCACUUCGGUACAAACCUCGCCAAGUGUCUGCCGUACCUCUGGGAGAGCACGGUGGGGCCUUUGAGAACCGCGGCCAUGGCAGAUCUGUCCAUUGAUCGAGCGGCUCAGCUGGAGCGAGGCGACGCUGCAGCUCAGGAACUGGUCAACUCUCUGCAAGUUCUGGAGGUCAUGGCUGGAGCCAUGGCUGCUGAGCUCAGGCCGUUGUUACUGGAACACCUGCCUCAUCUGUUCACCUGCCUGCAGCACCCGUACACCGCAGUGCGACACAUGGCGGCGCGCUGCGUAGGUGUGUUCAGUAAGAUCGCCACCCUGGAGACCAUGAACCGUUUCCUGGAGUGUGUUCUCCACUGGUUAGCUGCUAUUGAUGACCGCACCAAGCAGGAGGGCGCCAUCGAAGCUUUAGCUUGCGUCAUGGAGCAGCUCGAUGUAGACAUCGUGCCCUACAUCGUGCUGCUGGUGGUUCCGGUGUUGGGCCGCAUGAGCGACCCCGGGGACAGCAUCCGCUUCAUGGCCACGCAGUGUUUCGCCACACUGAUCCGCCUGCUGCCGCUGGAGGCAGGUAUCCCUGAUCCACCGGCCAUGUCUGCUGACCUGAUCGAGCAGAAAGCAAGAGAGCGUCACUUCUUGGAGCAGCUGUUGGAUGGGAGAAAGCUGGAGAACUACAAGAUCCCGGUGCCGAUUAAAGCCGAGCUCAGGAAGUACCAGCAGGACGGAGUGAACUGGUUGGCCUUCCUCAACAAAUACAAGCUGCACGGGAUACUGUGUGACGACAUGGGCCUUGGAAAGACGCUGCAGUCCAUCUGCAUCCUGGCAGGAGAUCACUACCUCAGGACACAGGAAUACGCCCAGACCAAGGCUGCAGACAGCAGCCCUCUCCCCUCCCUGGUGGUGUGUCCUCCCACGCUCACGGGCCACUGGGUGGACGAAGUGGAAAAGUUCUGUGCCAAGGAGUACCUGAACCCGCUGCAUUACAUGGGGCCUCCUAUAGAACGGAUGCGGUUGCAGCAUCAAGUGAAAAAACACAAUCUCAUCGUCGCCUCUUACGACGUCGUACGGAACGACAUCGACUUUUUUAGGAACAUCAAAUUUAAUUACUGCAUCCUCGACGAGGGUCACGUCAUCAAGAACGGCAAAACCAAACUCUCCAAAGCCAUCAAACAGAUCGCUGCAAACUUCAGGGUCAUCUUAUCAGGAACACCCAUUCAGAACAACGUCCUGGAGCUCUGGUCCUUGUUCGACUUCCUCAUGCCGGGUUUCCUGGGAACGGAACGGCAGUUUGCUGCUCGCUACGGGAAACCCAUCCUGGCCAGCCGGGACGCCAAGAGCUCCUCGCGAGAACAGGAAGCAGGAGUCCUGGCCAUGGAAGCCUUGCAUCGACAGGUGCUGCCUUUCCUUCUGAGGAGGAUGAAGGAGGACGUCCUCCAGGAUCUUCCUCCUAAAAUAAUUCAGGACUACUACUGCAACCUGAGCCCUCUGCAGGUCCAGCUUUACGAAGACUUUGCCAAGUCCAGAGCCAAGGCCAGCGUGGAGGACAGCAUCUCUUCGGUCUCGAGUGAGGAAGAGGAGAAGCCUAAACUGAAGGCCACGGGCCACGUCUUCCAGGCGCUGCAGUACCUGCGUAAGCUGUGCAACCACCCGAGCUUGGUUCUGACCCAGCAGCAUCCAGAGUACAAGCGGAUCACGGAGCAGCUGGCGGCUCAGAACUCGGGCCUGCGGGACAUUCAGCACGCGCCCAAACUCUCCGCCCUCAGACAGCUGCUGCUGGACUGUGGUCUGGGUGGUGGAGGAGGGUCCGAAGGCGCCACCGAGGCCGUGGUGGCCCAGCACCGCGUGCUGAUUUUCUGUCAGCUGAAGAGCAUGCUGGACAUCGUAGAGCACGACCUGCUGAAGCCCAAACUGCCGUCAGUAACCUACCUGAGGCUGGACGGCAGCGUGCCGGCCGGGCAGCGCCACGCCAUCGUCUCCAGGUUUAACAAUGAUCCGUCCAUCGACGUGCUGCUGCUCACCACACAUGUUGGUGGUCUGGGUUUGAACCUGACCGGCGCCGAUACCGUGGUGUUCGUGGAGCACGACUGGAACCCCAUGAGGGACCUGCAGGCCAUGGAUCGGGCUCAUCGGAUCGGACAGAAACGGGUCGUCAACGUCUACAGGCUGAUCACUCGAGGCACGCUGGAGGAGAAGAUCAUGGGGCUGCAGAAGUUCAAGAUGAGCAUCGCCAACACCGUCAUCAACCAGGAGAACACCAGCCUGCAGAGCAUGGGCACGGACCAGCUGCUCAACCUGUUCACCCUGGACACGGAUGAGAAGGGAAGCGCAGGUGAGCAGGCAUCGUCAACCUCAGGGAAGGCCUCCAUCAAGUCCGUUCUGGACGGCCUGGGGGAGCUGUGGGACCAGCAGCAGUACGACUCCGAGUACAACCUGGACAGCUUCAUGCACUCGUUGCAUUAGUCGCCCCGUCAGGAGGCUGAGCAGGACGUGACCUCAGCCUGAAACGUCUCGCAGCAAUAAGCACAGCCAGAAUAGGAACUCUGUAUGUUUUAGAUGUAUGACAGGAAUCUGCAGGAGUGCUGUUACAGCAUCACUUUCCUUCACUGUAUCAGACAUCCCAUAAUAUACUUUAGAAAUGAACCAUCUUCAACCAACUGCUGAGUGGAAAGCAACAAACAUCUCCAGUGUUCGUUUACAUCCUCUUGAUAUUUAUAGUUUGUUACAGCAGCAGGUGCUACUUUACCUCCUGCUGCCUUUUUGCACUUCACUUUACCAGAGUACUCAGUGUUAGGACUGCUUCCAGCACCGCUAACAGUUGGACCCCCCCGGCCCCGCCCUGCCACAGUCUUAAAGUACUGCUGUACCCAGCCGUGAACGUCAGAACCUCCAAACGACGAACGGGUGUCUGUUCCACAAAGGGAAUCUGUGAGCAGAAACCAGAGCUGAGCUCCAGCAGCGCGGCUCCUUCUCUCUGAGCUGCUCUGGGAGGAUCCAGAACCUGCAGCCAGCCGGAGG
Nematolebias whitei (Rio pearlfish) is the source of this 6488-nucleotide messenger RNA. RefSeq names its product BTAF1 RNA polymerase II, B-TFIID transcription factor-associated (gene btaf1). The transcript is spliced from 38 exons. The record is from RefSeq and is a predicted model, not a curated record. Gene Ontology annotation, molecular function: ATP binding; DNA binding; TBP-class protein binding. Bases 357 to 5933 code for a protein of 1858 amino acids. NCBI's taxonomy places the organism in Eukaryota, Metazoa, Chordata, Actinopteri, Cyprinodontiformes, Rivulidae.